CUGACGGCCGCAAGGCUUGCAGCUUACGGAGCUGUCUCCACUGCGGCCUUUGGACUGGUGGUGCUCCACGCCUUCCUUUCCAGACCCAACUUCUACUCGGCUGGCGUACUGCUAGCAAGGUCCAAUGGCAGCAUGCUGGUGUUGCUCAAUUUUGGCAUCUUCUGUGCGCUGAUACUGGGAAAAUGCGCACAAAAGGCAUUCUUUGGUCAACUGAGGGCCGUCGAGAUCGAGCACCUCUACGAGCGCAGCUGGUACGCGGUCACGGAAGGACUGCUUGCGAUGACAAUCUUCAGAGAUUCCUUCGACGCUAGCUUUGUGCUGCUCUUUGGUACUCUGCUGUUUUUAAAGGUCUUUCACUGGUUGUGCGAAGAUCGAGUCGACUUUAUGGAGCAAGCACCCUCGCUUUCGAGGCUCUUUCACGUUCGCAUGGUAUGCGUCUUGUGGACACUCCUCUGCUUGGACAUUUUCUUGGUGGCUUUCGCAUGCGAAAUCAUCUUGCUGCACAAACAGCAGGUUGGCGUCAUGAUCUUGUUCGCAAGCGAGUUCAUGAUUCUCACCGCUGGAUUGCUGCGGACUACGGCAAAGUACAUUAUAAACUGUCACGACCUGCGCCAUGCCGAACCAUGGGAGGGCAAGAGCAUGUACGUCUUCUUUGUGGACCUUGCAACAGACUUCAUGAAGCUCUUGAUCUAUCUCGGCUUUUUCCUGCUCAUCUUGACAUACUACGGUUUUCCACUCAACAUGGUGCGUGACGUCUUCCUCACAGCCAGGAGCUUCUUUUCGCGCGUCAGGCACUUCUUCCGAUACCGUGCUGCCACUCGCAACAUGGAGUCUCGCUUCCCGAACGCCAGCGCGGCAGAGCUCAACGCGACAGACAAGACGUGCAUCAUUUGCAGAGAAGAAAUGUCCGAAGGAUUGGCAGCUACGGCCAGUGACGAUGGCGCAGCGGGAGCUGGUGCCACGGCUCAAGCUGAGCAACCACGUCCGCGCGGGCCAAAUGAGACACCUAAGAAGCUGCCGUGUGGGCACAUCUUCCACUUUCAUUGCCUCCGAUCCUGGCUUGAGCGGCAACAAGCUUGUCCGACC
Molecule: messenger RNA, 1086 nt
Organism: Ceraceosorus guamensis
Lineage: Eukaryota; Fungi; Basidiomycota; Exobasidiomycetes; Ceraceosorales; Ceraceosoraceae
Exons: 5
Cellular component (GO): cytoplasm
Source: RefSeq, a predicted model, not a curated record